Molecule: messenger RNA, 806 nt
Organism: Aspergillus steynii IBT 23096
Lineage: Eukaryota; Fungi; Ascomycota; Eurotiomycetes; Eurotiales; Aspergillaceae
Product: carboxymuconolactone decarboxylase family protein
Exons: 2
Coding region: 117-725 (202 amino acids)
Molecular function (GO): peroxiredoxin activity
Source: RefSeq, a predicted model, not a curated record
GCUUAUUCUCUUGGUGGGCUGACUGAGGGGUUGCUUAUUGCUCUAGAUUAUUAUUCAAGUACCAGGGACGCCAGUGUCUGGACGAAAGAAACAUUCUGUCUUAACUCACUCUCACAAUGUCGCGUUUCCCAGUCAUUCCGCCCGAAGAACGCACCGAGGCUCAUGAUGCUAUCGAACAGGGACUCACGGACGUCUUCUCCCGAGCGCCCUCACAGAUUGAGUGGAAAGGCUCGUCAGGCGAGCUGCUAGGACCGUACUCGCCUCUCCUCUACACGCCCGAAGUAGCCGACCCAUGGUUCAAACUCGCACUGGGUGUCAUGGGACAGCAGAGAUUCACGAUGCGCGAGAAGGAGCUAUCCAUACUGGCAGUUCUGUCCGAGCAUGACGCCCCGUAUGUGCGAUACACGCACUCCCAAGUCGCCGUUGCUGCUGGGCUGUCCCCAGAGCAGGUGCAGCAGGCUGUGAAUGGUCAGAUACCCACUGGUCUUAGCGAGUCGGAGACAAGUGUUUAUCAGUUUGCAUUGAAGUUGGUCAAGUUGCGGGGACCUAUGAAGGCUGUUGAUUUUGACAGCGCGAAGACCCCGCUUAGUCGUGAUCGGAUGGUCGGGUUGGUCCAUAUUGUUAGUGGGUUCGUUUAUACGGCUAUGUUGUGUAAUAUUUCGGAUGGGGAAGUUCCAGAGGCAGCAGAGGGGGCGUUUGUUGCGAAGCCAAAUAAUGUUGAAUAGUGGGCAAUUGGAGCAACCUGGCUAAUUUCCACCACCAUGACCAGUUUCAUCAUGUGAAAUCCACUGCCAUUUGAACCUCGA